This is a messenger RNA of Amaranthus tricolor (Joseph's coat), 1212 nucleotides long. Its product is annotated as ABC transporter I family member 10. Bases 273 to 1067 code for a protein of 264 amino acids. The record is from RefSeq and is a predicted model, not a curated record. Gene Ontology annotation, biological process: transmembrane transport. Gene Ontology annotation, cellular component: membrane; chloroplast envelope. Lineage: Eukaryota; Viridiplantae; Streptophyta; Magnoliopsida; Caryophyllales; Amaranthaceae. Gene Ontology annotation, molecular function: ATP hydrolysis activity; ATP binding. The transcript is spliced from 7 exons.
AGCUUCUACUUCUAUUCUCCAUCUUUUACUCCAUUUUUCUACUCUUUCCUUCCCCUCCUUCAAUUCCCCUAGCCCGGCCUGUUGCCGCCUGUCUUCACCAUCGGAAACCCGCCAGCCCGCCCGUAUUACACAGUCCAGCCAGUUAUCGUCUUCAAAGUUCAACCAAAAAUGAACCCACCACUCAGCACUCAAGUAUAGAAGAGAAGGAGGAAGUUUCCGCUAGAACUCACAUGUACAUUGAGACAAGGUUUCCAUUUACCUAGACUGCUUGAAUGAAUUUAGCCACUUUCUUGCGCACACCACCACCAGCGCCUGCGCUUCCUGCUUCCAACCAUGCCGUAUCUAUCACUAGUUACAGAAAUGAAAAUUUUGCAAUAUGGGGCCAAAAUUUGAAUUUUUUCAUCAAAACAAAGCAAGGUGGAAGUUUGCCAAUUCUCAAGAAUUGCUCAAUUCAGAUACCUUCGGGUCAAUUAUGGAUGCUUCUUGGACCUAAUGGCUGUGGCAAAUCUACCCUUCUCAAGAUAUUGGCUGGUCUCUUGAAACCAGCUGAUGGGAGUCUUUAUGUUCAGAAACCUAAAAGCUUUGUCUUUCAGAACCCAGAUCAUCAGGUAGUCAUGCCUACGGUAGAAGCUGAUGUUGCAUUUGGUCUUGGUAAGUUUGAUCUGACUUACGAUGAAGUCAAAUCGAGGGUUGCAAAAGCUUUAGAUGAUGUAGGCAUGUCUGACUAUUCACAAAGGCAAGUCCAAACUCUCAGCGGUGGUCAGAAGCAGAGGGUUGCAAUCGCUGGUGCAUUAGCUGAAGCAUGCAAAGUGCUGUUGCUGGACGAGCUCACGACUUUUCUAGACGAAAGCGAUCAGAUCGGAGUAAUCAAAGCGGUGAAGAAUUCUUUGACGAGUUCUGGAGAUGUAACGGCAUUGUGGGUAACCCAUCGAUUGGAAGAACUCGAAUAUGCAGAUGGUGCAAUCUAUAUGGAAGAUGGGAGAGUGGUGAAGAAUGGUGAUCCAUCAACCAUCUUGAAUUUCAUUAAUAGACAACAAGCCUUGUACAUUAAUCAGAUUAAUUUAUGAUGUAUUUCUUGCCUCUUUUUAACACUAAUUCAUCAAUUAUUAGAGUUCAUCAAAACUAUUUUCAUAUCAUUGUAACAAUUUUAUGUUCAAAUACAAGAUUAUCUUGUCUAGGGAUGAUAUAUUAUAAAAUUUUACGGGUUUUAUA